AUGAAAUUCCUCGCGGGUGUACGGAUACUCCUCACUAGUCUCCUGUUGGUAUCCACGGUCUGUGCUACCGACAGACUGGGACCUAGGGCUACCGAAGGGGCAGGCCAGCUGGAUCCGUCAGUUGCAGCGAAGGUUCUGCAGAAUUUCCCCCAAUGUGGUGUCGGCUGUCUCGUCAAGAUUGUACCAGGCUCGACAUGUGGCUUCAACACAACCUGCGUGUGUCAUGAUGCGGCCCUUCAGAAACAGAUAGCUGGCUGCUUGGCCAUGCAAUGCACCAGUCUUGAAGCAUUAUCUGCGAGAAAUGCCUCGGCAACAAUGUGCCACGAGCCUGUCCGUGACAAGAGAUUGGAGCAGGCUCUUGUGUCUAUUGUUGGCUGCGGUGUGACUCUCAUCAUCUUCAUCGUGCGCAUAAGCUUCAUCGUCUUCUCGAAGGACCGGACGUUGGCAUUGGAUGAUUACGCCAUUAUUGUUGCCAUGGCUGCUACCUUGGCGGUCAGCUCCAUUAGUCCCAUAGGCAUGUUUCCAUACUGCUCCCCAGGAUGCAUCAGCGUGCGGCUAACAGUAUUUGCAGCGGACUACCAUGGGGUCGGUAAAGACAUCUGGACGCUUGAUAAAUACAACUUGGAAAUGGCGUUAUUCCACUAUUACAUAGCCGAGAUUGUUUAUUUCGUCGCCCAAGGGUUUGCGAAAGUAGCAAUGUGCCUCUUCAUGCUACGAAUCUUCCCCAAGAAGAACAUGCGUGUCAGGAUCUACAUGGUCUGCGGCCUUGUGUUCGCCUACAUGAUCGCCUUCAUAACUGCAACUCUGCUGCAGUGUCAACCAAUCAGUUACUUCUGGAAGCAGCUUGACGAUACGGUCGAGGGGAGGUGCAACAACAUACACCUGCAGGCCUGGAUCUCCGCUGGCAUCAACAUCGGACUUGACGUCAUCAUCAUCGCCUUGCCUAUCAAGAGCCUAUGGGCAAUGCAGGCCAGUCUCGCCAAGAAAGUUACUGCUAUAUGCAUGUUCUCACUCGGCGCCCUGGUGACGAUCAUCAGCAUCAUCCGUCUACAGUCUCUGAUUUCGUUUUCCAAGUCUAUCAACCUCACGUGGGACGGAAGACAAGCCGGAUCGUGGAGUCUGGCUGAGUUGUACGUCGCCAUCAUCUGCACGUGCCUGCCAACAAUACGAAUCAUGGUUAUGAAGGUCGGAACGAAGAAGUUCGGCUGGACUGGUGCUUCAUCGAGUGGCCCGUCCCAAGGCUCAGCAAAGACUGGUUUCGUCAACUUCAGGUCGCAAGGGUCGAACAAUUCUACAACAACGUCAAGAAAGGAUUUCAAGGGCUCGGAAUUCAUCAUGCUGAACGACGUAGACUCUGUUCAUUCCAAGGGGCCAGCGAGAGAGCGAACGGACUUUUAG
Messenger RNA from Colletotrichum destructivum, 1398 nucleotides. Its product is annotated as Putative extracellular membrane protein, CFEM. Bases 1 to 1398 code for a protein of 465 amino acids. The transcript is spliced from 6 exons. Lineage: Eukaryota; Fungi; Ascomycota; Sordariomycetes; Glomerellales; Glomerellaceae. The record is from RefSeq and is a predicted model, not a curated record.